Drosophila eugracilis is the source of this 2732-nucleotide messenger RNA. RefSeq lists its product as uncharacterized. The record is from RefSeq and is a predicted model, not a curated record. The transcript has 2 exons. NCBI's taxonomy places the organism in Eukaryota, Metazoa, Arthropoda, Insecta, Diptera, Drosophilidae. The coding region runs from base 152 to 2344 and encodes 730 amino acids.
ACUAACUAACACAGUUACUCAAGGCACUCAACAGCUUUCCAUUCACAUCUCAACAUUUCGGGCCAACAAUAUAAAAGGCUCGACUCCAUUUUCCGGACAUCCAAGAAUCGCAGAUGCCGCAAAAUAUCGCCAGACAACAAUAACAGCAAUCAUGAAUCGCAACCGCAUCAACCAAAUGCGGCAAAUGGAUCGAGGUCAAGAGGGCCUGCAGCAGGUGGUCCAAAUGCAGGCGACCACUGCAAGUGGUCAGGGUCAGGGUCAGCCACAGGGAACUCAGAGCGUUCGCCGCAAGACGACCUACACCAGAACGGAGAUGCUGUCACGUACCCAGCCCACAGUUCAAAACAUUCGUCAGAAUGUCUCGACAGCUGGUCAGGAUUGGGCUGGCCAAUUAUCACCUAAACAACGGCAUCAACAACCACCAAAAGUUGCUAUUCCAUUGGGCCAAAGCACUAAUGUAACCAAUAAGAGCAAUACACCGCGAAGACAUCGAAGUUUUCUGCCCCGGGUGGCUAGAUUGCCGACCAAGUCGGAGAAAUCGCCAAAUAGGAUCCAAAAUCGCUUAGCUCGAGAGAUUGGCGGUAAAAUAGAGCAAGUUCCCGUAGGCAAUCAAACAGCUUUAAAUAUUUCGAAUUCACCAAAUGAUAGUAACAGCACUAGUCCAGCUCGUAGGACUAUGAUGGCCAACGAGGAUAAUUUAAUGAAUGACAGUAGCAGCUCCACGGAUCGCCACAAGAUCAAGUUGGCCAAGGCUAUUCGAUUACCAGAUGAUCAGAACAAGAGCUUUGUCUAUCUUUGCAAGCCGGUGACGAAAGUCAAGGAGUUGCUGACGGCCCGAAGAUUACGAAAUAGCUGUGAGCACUUGAAUGACAGGGAUUUAUCAUCAGAGGAACCUGAUUCGGUAAAGCUACAAAGAACAUUUUCUGAGGAGGCAAUUGGCACCCAAGGCAUUGGCGAGGGCUAUGAAGGUUAUACUCUUGUGCCCAUACAGGGCUUAACACGAUCAUCGAGUUCUUCAAGCCAAUUGGAUAGUCCCACUUUGGAGGCCAUGCAGCAACGUCAAAAGCAAUUCGAAGCCAAAACGGUUUUCAGUCAGGAGCGUUUGAAGAAAAAAUUGCAAGAAGUUUACCAAAAACAAAAACAUCUUCGUCAAUUGGAGCAGGAUCAGCGGCAUCAGGAGCAACGUCAGUUCGAAUUGAAUUUGGUGGGCGAAAAUCUACCCAAUUUACAGCAUGAAAUCCGAAGGCUCCAGCAGUUAAGCGAAAAAUUGGAGGCCACACUUCGAGUUUCCCAUAUACCGAAGCCCAUGUCGCCGAAGCAACGAAACUCUUCGGUCACCUCGGAUAUGAAAUCGAAAUCAUCUACUCAAUUCUAUACACCACGUACAAGUCCGUAUCAAUUAUUUGAACUGCCCAUUACUAAAUUGUUUUGUCUUCGUAUCGAAGAGAUACCAGCGGUUCAAUAUCGGACUCGCAUCCAGGCCAGGGUCUAUCAGUUUGGCUUGGUUCAGGAGUUUCGCAUAGAGACGAAGACCCUGAAUGAACUAAAGACAGCAGAUGAUUCGCAAUGUUUUUAUUUACCAGUUCCCAAGGAGGAACCACCAUUGGCCCCCCUUAAAGAAGCCGAUCCUCUACAUUGCACCAAUUUUCGAAAGCUAAGAGAGAAUCCAAAUAUAUUGCUGCAGCAACUGAGGCAAGUUUCUGGAACUGGAAGACCGUUUAAUAUCUUGGAUCAGGACACCAUGUUCUUCAAUAGUCUGGCCUAUGGGGAGACAAAAUCAUUGGGUAGCAACGCUGCAGAUCAACUUGAAGUGGCCACACGAGAGACGGGAGGCGGCGGUGGAGGAAUCAUUGCCAAUUAUGGUGGAGCCAUCGCCUAUUCACGCCUAUCGGUGCGGGUCAAUGAUGUGGCCGUAGCGGGUGCAGCAUUAAGACUAGCAGAUCAGGGGGAUAAUCUACAAAGGCUAACAAAGAAGACGUCUCAUAGUCAAGUUAACAAUACUACGCAAACGGAACUCGAACCGAUUAGGAAAAUAAAAACUCCAGAGCCGGAAACUGAAAUUAGUUCCCCUGAUUAUACGCCCAAUCCGAGUCCCAGAUUUACCAAACGAAAGAAAUUGGAAGAGAAAUUGUUUAAGGUAACCAGACAGGAGAUUAAAGAACGAGAUCCUAAGCCAAAGAAGACCAAAUUUAUACGUCGAAUGGCACCGGAGCCGCCCGUUGAACGUCGCGUCGAGCCCAAGGUUCGUCUGCAUUUGCUGAAAACCGUGCUGGUGGGAAUGGUCCAAGUUGCUGUUAUUUUAGUUCUCAUCAUGGCCUUCACCUAUCCGGAUGUCAGCUGCUGAGCUUAUCUCUAAAACCAACCAAUUACUUACACACCACACACAGCAUCUAUCUGCCUAAACUCUAUUUUUUAAAAAGAAUCAAAGGAUAUGCCAAUAUGAUUUUUUAGCAAUGCCUGCAAAAGGAAGAAGGUAGAAGAUGCCAAAACCGAUCCACAAAAAGCUCCGAUUACCUAUUCGGUUUUUCGAGUUUACACACUUCGAUUCUGGUAGUUAUUGUUUUCAUACUGGGCCGCAGAUAUGCCAAGUCGAUUAAUGUUAAUAAAAUUUCAUGUGCAAUAUGAUUCGUUUAUGCCCCAAACACCAUAACCGAUUCGAAUCGGUUCCGUAUCAUUUAAGCAAAAGGGUUAAGCCAGACAAUAUAAAUGCAAUUAUAUCGGUUUUAUGUUUA